Molecule: messenger RNA, 2031 nt
Organism: Aspergillus homomorphus CBS 101889
Lineage: Eukaryota; Fungi; Ascomycota; Eurotiomycetes; Eurotiales; Aspergillaceae
Product: Ytp1 family protein
Exons: 5
Coding region: 99-1607 (502 amino acids)
Source: RefSeq, a predicted model, not a curated record
UGUUAGUUAAAUUAAUAGUCAGUUACCUUCUUUUCACUCUUUCCCCCCUUUCCUAAGCCUAUCUCCUUCUCGCUCUCUCCCGAGGAGAAGUGAUAAUCAUGGCAAUAACAAGUCAAUCCAGUCUGUCUGGGUUGCUGGUAACCUUGCUUCUUGCCACGCCUGCCUUGGCUCAUGGGGGUCAUGAAAAUGUCCCUGAAGGUGCCGCCAUUUCCGAAGACCCGAUCGACUCGACAUUAUGGCUGCACAUGAUCCUAAUGGGACUUGCAUUUGGCGUCAUUUUCCCCUUGGGUAUGGUUCUCGGGAUUGUUCGCUCGCGCUGGCAUGUCCCUCUUCAGAUCGUUGGUACGGUUGUUGCAGUGGUUGCAUACUUCAUGGGCCAUGCCCACAAGGGUCGCCAAUUCGCCAAGAACGUCCACGCAUCUUUCGCAAACACACUAAUGUUGAUGAUGGUGGUUCAGAUUGUACUGGGUGUCUAUCUCAAGUUGCAUCUCACCAAGGGGAUUCACGGGCGCAUCCGCCGGGUCUUUGUGAUUGCGCACGGAGUCGUCGGCAAGGCCAUGCCGGUCGCAAGUUGGGUUCAGAUGCUGUUUGGAGGAAUCACGGCCAUGGGCUUCUGUCGGGAUGAUCAUUUGGGACAGUGCCUGGCCCACUUCAUCAUGGGCAGCGCUUUCAUCGCAUACGGAAUCUUGUUAACUAUCCUCCUUCUCGUUGGCCAGUACUGGCUUCGCCGCACGGGUCGCAGCCAGGAGUUCUUCGACUCGCUAAUCAUCGCCGCCUGGGGAUGUGUCAACACCUUCACGGAGCACCGCUGGGGAGGCCCCUGGGUUCACAACGACCUGCAACAUACCACCAUGGGAAUUGUUUGGUGGUGCGCUGGCCUGCUGGGUAUCUGGCUGAGCCGGAAACGCAACGGCCGCCCCAAGCGCAAUCUCAUUCCAGCCCUGGUUAUUCUGCUCACCGGCUAUGCCAUGUCCGCUCAUCCUCAGCAUCUGAUGAUUAGUACCAUGAUCCACACCAUCUUCGGUUACACCCUGAUGGCGGCCGGUUUUACCAGGAUCAUCGAGAUCUCUUUUGUGCUUAGAGACAAGGGGACUGUCAGCCCCGACGGUUCCGACCCCAACAGUUUCCAGUACCUUACGCCUUUCUUGCUGUAUGCUUCCGGAUUCCUUUUCAUGGGUGCCACUGAGGAGCAAAUGCAACUGCUAAGCGACGCUGGAAUCACACAUGUUUCAUACGUCCUGAUUUUGUACAGCAUUGCGUUCAUCCUCUUUCUUUUCGUCAAUGUCCUUCUGCACAUUUACGCCGUUCACGCUUGGCCCGAGUCCACCAAGCCGCCCUCUCGCUCCCGCUCCUCCAGCUUCGCAGACGACGCCGGUGAAGGCUCGUCCGGCUUCAAGCCCAACCAGCCUAACGGCCGCUUCCUGAACGGCCACGCUCGCUCGGCAUCCGAGAACCAGCACGUCCAUGACGCCGAAGAGUUCGAACUCCAGGGACUCAUCUCUGACGAGGAAGACGUCGGGGAGCAUAGCAGAAACACAUUGGGACCUAGAAAAGUUGAAGACGAGGAGAAUUCUCCUCUCGUUGGCAAGGAGACGCCAACGCAUUGAUUACCGGAAAUCUAAGAUUAUUGUCUCUUCUUGGUGUUUCGUUUUUACACUCGACUUGUUAAUAUUCAUUUCUUUGGCUACCUGUUUGCAUUAACUUCUACCUGGUAUACCAUCGGAUUUGUGAGAUGUCGAGUUAUAUCGUUAGGGUUUGGGUCUGAGGCCGCGGUGCGGCGUAACAAAUCGGCAUCAAGGUACUAUUUGGGGAUAUUCAAAUAUGAAGAUCGUGCAAAUUCUAUCGGUGGCUUAGGCUUUGGGACCGUGUUUCCUCGGCUCUAGCCGGGGUAGUGUCCACGAUGCUUUGAGCUUCUUCACAGACACGCAGGGCUUGAAAGGAAGCGAAAAGAAUCUGCCGAUCGGAGCAAAGUUUCGUCAAUGCACAUGAUUAGGACUUCGGUGUGCCCCGUUAUGGUGUAUCAUACACGUC